Geodia barretti is the source of this 666-nucleotide messenger RNA. The record is from the annotation of a GenBank genome assembly. Lineage: Eukaryota; Metazoa; Porifera; Demospongiae; Tetractinellida; Geodiidae.
AUGAAAAACAAGGUGUACGCCACCAUGGACGAAGUGGUGGCCGACAUCCCCGAUGGCUCGACGAUCAUGUGCCCGGGGUUCUCCGGUGUGGGCGUUCCCCGCAACCUGCUGGCGGCGGUUAACCGGCAGGGCGCCAAGGAACUGACCUGCAUCUCCAACAAUGCUGGCACUCUGGACGAACUGGUGGACGUUGGCACCCUGGUGGAGGCGGGACAGGUCAAGAAAAUGAUCUGCGCCUUCACCGCGCCCACGCAUCCCUCGAUGGUCACGCCGUUCGUCCAGAUGUACAACGAGGGACUUGUGGACGCCGAGCUGGUGCCGCAGGGCACGCUGGCCGAGCGCAUCCGCAUUGCGGCCGCGGCAUCGGCGGCUUCUUCACGCCCACCUCGGUGGGUACCGAAUUGGCCGAGGGGAAGGAGCACCGCGAGAUCAACGGACGGACCUACGUGCUGGAGUAUCCCAUCCACGCCGACUACGCGCUGGUGCGGGCCUGGAAGGCCGACAAGUUCGGGAACCUGCAGUUCCGGCUGUCGCAGCGCAACUUCAACCCGAUCAUGGCCAUGGCCGCCAAGACGACCAUCGUUGAGGUCGAGAACGACGUCGUUGAGAUCGGAGAGAUCGAUCCGGACCAUGUGCACGUCUCCGGGAUAUACGUUGACCGCAUAG